GCGCUCUAUUUAGAAAUAUUUACUUUGCAGCAGUGGAUUUGGUCUUCUUUAGCAGGCAGAUAGAGCGUUAUGGUGGAGGUUUAUAGUAGCAGAGAGUUGAGGGAAGGGGAAGGGAAGGAAAUAGGAAUGGUGUUGCCGUUUGAAGUGGCUGCUGAAGACAGUCAGAGUCUGCUGUCUUUGACCAGAGAAAUGGAGCACCUCUUGGACCCCCUGAACAAACUCAGAACUCCGCCUCCUUCCGUUGACCUUUCACCCCUAGAGUGCCACGCCCUCCAAACAGAGGAGGUGGAAACCCUGACUGCCAUAUAUGGCAGUGAUCUGAGGACACUCAAUGACCAGGGGACCUGUUUCUCGGUAAACGUGCGAUUCCUGUCACAGGACGUGGUUCAAGACGACGAUGUCAUCAAGAUUUGGUUCAGUCUCCCAGCCUCCUACCCCAGCGUUCCUCCUGUGUUUGAGAUCGAGACUAACACCUCCGGAUCAUUCAACUACAGAGACGCUGAUGACCUCUUUGACCUUUUGAUGAGGGAGACUACAUGCCAGGACUGAUAGAGACCAAGAGAGAGGUCGGGAAGAGGAGGGAGAAGGAGGAGAGAGAAAGAAUGGGGAGACUUCAACUGGAAGAGGCACUAGAGACAAGGAACAAGAAAACUGGCGUACCAGGCGAGAUAUGGGACGUUCUGCUGCCUGAGGACCAGUCAGCAGAAAAGACCGAGAGAGAGGAGGAGGAGGACGAGAUGGGUGCUGGUAGGUUGCCCAGUGGUGGUGGAGCCAUGAGGGAUGACGUCACUUUUGGGCCAGCUCAUUUCGUGGGGUCCAUCUCCAAUAUUCUCAGCAAGUUCCCCGAUGGUUUCCAGAUACAUAGAAUAGAGAACAUCUUGCGACAGGACCUGGCCAGGAGGUUCCACCGCUGCCGAGAAACCAUGACCUCUGUACUUGCCGACAGCGAGAGGAAGAACCCGCACAUGUACGACGUGCAGACCCACGUUGCCUUCCACGGAACUCUCACCAGGAGCCUCCCCUCCAUUGUUGAGAGAGGUCUGGUGAUUCCGGGCUCUGGAAAUAGUGUCAAGGUUCGCUGUGGCUCGUCCCUAGGUGUGGGCAUCUACCUCUCUCCCUCUCCUGCCUUCAGUCUCAGUUUCACUGACUCCAAUAGACUGAUAGUGUGUGCAGCUCUACUGGGGAGAGUCUACCGCUAUGGCAGCAUAUUCACUGGCAGAUUCCACAGUUCAUUCAAUUCCCUAGUGUGUGGAGAAGAGUGGGUGUUCUUCAAUGCAGCGCAGGUAAGGGGGCAGCUCGCCCAGUUCAAUUACCAUCUCGAUCUUUGCUUCAGGUUACUUGUGUAAACGAACAUAAUCGUGUUUAGAACUGGAGAUGUGCGUACAAAUAAACUUCAAACAGUUUAUACUAAGCACAGCAGCAUUUCCUUCACAAACGCCCUGUGAUCAUGUCCAGUAACUGCGUUACCUGUCGGGGCCUGGACAAGCCCUGGUCAUGGUGGUCUGCACUAAUCUCCGAGUACAUGUACAUAUACGGUGUCUGGUUGUCACUAACUACUUUACAGCCUGCGUAGGAUGGCUCUUUAUUACGGUUUCACAGGCUCUUCGCUUUCUGAGCAAGUCUCAGAACAGUCGCAAAACCAACAGCACCUAAAAUUUGAUGCAGUAGUAUAUUAUACUAAAGGUGUGUGUCUGCAAAAGCUUCACUGAACACGUACAUUUGAAAAGCUUUGAUGAUAUAUUAUGUUAUUAUGAACAUGCGACUGAGCUUUAGUUCAGGUGGUUGAGGUACUUAAUCAAAUCUCCCGCUAUAUGGCAAUACCCAAAAGCGGUGUGUGGUUGCUUAAACUGUGAUUAAGGAUGCCAACCUGUCUUUGUGCAUCAGAAGAUGGUGGGUGCGGACAUGCGCCUGCAACAUUGAAGAUAUUAAUUUGCUAACUAACCUAGAUUUUUCAUAAUAUCUUGUCUAACUGCGCAUGCGUUCCGAGUAGUCACUGUGAAUGCUAUUGGUACG
Molecule: messenger RNA, 2013 nt
Organism: Geodia barretti
Lineage: Eukaryota; Metazoa; Porifera; Demospongiae; Tetractinellida; Geodiidae
Source: the annotation of a GenBank genome assembly